GCUGGCGAGCGCCGCCGCCGGUGGAGACCGACGCUUGGCCAGAGCCAGCCCGCGGCGCCCGGGCCUGGCCGGCUGCUUCCCGCCUCAGCCGCCGCCCCCGCCUCCGCCGCCGCAGACUUUGCCUAGGCGGGCGAAGCUGAACGUGAGGUCCCUCGGCCCUGCGCGGUCCGGCGCGGCCCGGAGCCGCGGCGCAGGAGCACUGUGGCUAUUUGAAAUGAUAGACAAACUUAGACUUCAUCAUACAUGCUGGGAGUGUCUGCUGAUCACUUGGAGUGCUGUCCCUUGGAACAGGAGGAGUAAGAUUGAGCACCCCUGCAGUGGACCAUGAGUCGGUAAUGCCCACUGAGGACCUCUGGGAGCCAUGUCAGACGAAUCUGCCUCAGGGAGCGAUCCAGACCUGGACCCGGACGUGGAGCUGGAGGAUGCGGAAGAGGAGGAGGAGGAGGAGGAGGUGGCAGUGGAGGAGUGUGACAGGGAUGAUGAAGAAGACCUGCUGGAUGACCCAUCCCUGGAAGGCAUGUGUGGCACUGAGCAUGCCCAGUUGGGAGAAGAUGGGCAGCAGCCGCCGCGGUGCACUUCAACUACCUCAUCUCAGUCUGAGCCUUCAGAGCAGCUUAGGCGCCACCAAGGCAAGAACCUAGCCUCCGAGGACCCCAAAAAGAAGAGAGCUCAGAAGCCCUCCCACAUGAGAAGAAACAUACGAAAGCUACUCCGGGAGGAUCAAUUGGAGCCUGUUACCAAAGCAGCACAGCAAGAAGAGUUGGAAAGAAGGAAGCGCCUGGAGCAGCAGAGGAAAGAUUAUGCAGCCCCUAUUCCUACUGUUCCGCUGGAGUUCCUCCCUGAGGAAAUUGCUUUAAGGGCAAGUGACGGUCCCCAACUGCCUCCUCGGGUCUUGGCCCAGGAAGUCAUUUGUUUGGACAGUAGCAGUGGCAGUGAGGAUGAAAAAAGCAGUCGAGAUGAGGUGAUUGAACUGAGCUCUGGAGAGGAGGACACUCUGCACAUUGUGGACAGCAGUGAAUCUGUCAGUGAAGAUGAUGAGGAAGAAGAGAAGGGUGGCACCCAUGUCAAUGAUGUCUUAAACCAGCGUGACGCCCUUGGGCGGGUCCUUGUCAACCUAAACCACCCUCCAGAGGAGGAAAAUGUCUUCCUUGCCCCACAGUUGGCACGGGCUGUGAAACCUCAUCAGAUUGGCGGGAUCCGGUUCCUUUACGAUAACCUAGUGGAGUCUCUGGAGAGGUUUAAGACCAGCAGUGGCUUUGGCUGUAUUCUGGCCCACAGCAUGGGUCUGGGGAAAACUUUGCAAGUGAUCUCUUUCAUCGACGUCCUCUUCCGCCACACGCCAGCCAAAACAGUCCUUGCCAUUGUGCCGGUUAAUACUCUUCAGAAUUGGCUGGCAGAGUUCAACAUGUGGCUUCCACCUCCUGAAGCCCUCCCGGCUGACAACAAGCCUGAAGAAGUCCAGCCUCGGUUCUUUAAAGUUCACAUCUUGAAUGAUGAGCACAAGACGAUGGCAUCUCGUGCUAAAGUGAUGGCUGAUUGGGUGUCAGAGGGUGGCGUGCUGCUGAUGGGGUACGAGAUGUACAGACUCCUCACUCUGAAGAAAUCAUUUGCCACAGGUAGACCGAAGAAAACCAAGAAGCGUUCUCACCCAGUCAUCAUUGAUCUAGAUGAGGAAGAUCGGCAGCAGGAGUUUCGGAGAGAGUUUGAGAAGGCUUUAUGCCGCCCUGGCCCUGAUGUAGUAAUCUGUGAUGAGGGACACCGCAUCAAAAACUGCCAGGCCAGCACCUCACAGGCUCUGAAGAAUAUCCGCUCUCGCCGCCGGGUGGUGCUGACUGGGUACCCUCUGCAAAACAACCUCAUUGAGUACUGGUGCAUGGUGGACUUUGUGCGCCCAGACUUCCUUGGCACCCGGCAGGAGUUCAGCAACAUGUUUGAACGCCCUAUCCUGAAUGGGCAAUGUAUUGACAGCACACCUCAGGACGUCCGCCUCAUGCGGUACCGGAGCCAUGUCCUGCACAGUCUUCUGGAGGGCUUUGUGCAGAGGAGAGGCCACACUGUGCUGAAGAUUCAUCUCCCUGCCAAGGAAGAAAAUGUGAUCCUUGUGCGGCUCUCCAAGAUCCAGCGAGAUUUGUAUACACAGUUCAUGGAUCGCUUCCGGGACUGUGGUAGCAGCGGUUGGCUGGGGCUGAACCCCCUUAAGGCAUUCUGUGUGUGUUGCAAGAUCUGGAAUCACCCUGAUGUGCUGUAUGAAGCCCUUCAGAAGGAGAGCUUGGCCAAUGAGCAGGACCUAGACGUGGAAGAACUUGGCUCUGCAGGGACCAGUGCCCGCUGUCCACCACAGGGAACAAAAGGCAAGGGAGAGGAUAGCACCUUGGCUUCCUCGAUGGGAGAGGCAACCAAUAGCAAGUUCCUACAGGGCGUUGGCUUCAACCCUUUCCAGGAGCGAGGCAACAACAUUGUCACAUAUGAAUGGGCCAAGGACCUUCUGACUAAUUACCAGACUGGAGUCCUAGAAAACUCUCCCAAGAUGGUACUGCUUUUCCACCUGAUUGAGGAAAGUGUGAAGCUUGGGGACAAGAUCCUUGUGUUUAGCCAGAGUCUUUCCACCUUGGCUCUCAUCGAGGAAUUCCUUGGAAAACGAGAAGUACCCUGUCCACCUGGUACCGAGGGGCAAGGAGCACAGAAGUGGGUUCGAAACAUCAGCUACUUCCGGCUAGAUGGUAGCACCCCUGCCUUUGAGAGGGAGCGGCUUAUUAAUCAGUUCAAUGAUCCCAGCAACCUCACCACCUGGCUGUUCCUUCUCUCUACAAGGGCCGGAUGCUUGGGUGUGAAUCUGAUUGGUGCCAACCGAGUGGUGGUGUUUGAUGCUUCCUGGAACCCUUGCCAUGAUGCCCAGGCAGUAUGUCGGGUAUACCGUUAUGGCCAGAAAAAGCCCUGUUACAUCUAUCGCCUUGUGGCUGAUUACACUCUAGAAAAGAAGAUCUAUGACCGUCAGAUUUCCAAGCAGGGCAUGUCAGAUCGGGUGGUGGAUGAUCUAAAUCCAAUGCUGAACUUCACACGGAAAGAGGUGGAAAACCUACUGCACUUUGUUGAGAAGGAGCCAGCUCCCCAAGUUUCCUUGAACGUAAAGGGGAUCAAGGAGUCAGUCCUGCAACUGGCCUGUCUGAAGUACCCUCACCUCAUCACCAAGGAGCCUUUCGAGCAUGAGUCAUUGCUCUUGAACCGAAAGGAUCACAAGCUAACCAAGGCUGAGAAAAAAGCAGCAAAGAAAAGCUAUGAGGAAGACAAACGCACAUCAGUCCCCUAUACCCGCCCAUCGUAUGCGCAGUAUUACCCUGCCAGCGAUCAGAGCCUGACCAGCAUCCCCGCCUUCAGCCAGAGAAACUGGCAGCCAACUUUGAAGGGUGAUGAAAAGCCUGUGGCCAGUGUUCGUCCUGUGCAGUCCACCCCCAUCCCCAUGAUGCCCCGGCAUGUCCCAUUGGGAGGAAGUGUAAGCUCUGCCUCCAGCACAAAUCCAUCCAUGAACUUUCCCAUCAACUACUUGCAGCGUGCAGGAGUCCUUGUGCAGAAGGUGGUCACCACGACAGAUAUUGUUAUUCCUGGACUCAACAGCUCCACAGAUGUACAGGCAAGAAUUAAUGCUGGUGAGAGCAUCCACAUCAUCCGUGGGACAAAAGGGACGUACAUCCGUACCAGUGAUGGACGGAUCUUUGCUGUCCGGGCAACUGGCAAACCAAAGGUUCCUGAAGAUGGUCGGAUGGCUGCCUCAGGUUCCCAGGGACCUUCUUGCGAGUCCACAAGCAACGGCAGACACAGUGCCUCAUCACCCAAAGCCCCCGACCCUGAGGGGCUGGCCAGGCCCGUCUCUCCUGACAGCCCAGAGAUCAUCAGUGAGCUUCAGCAGUAUGCAGAUGUGGCUGCUGCCCGGGAAUCCCGUCAGAGCUCCCCAAGCACCAAUGCCGCCCUGCCUGGCCCCCCGGCCCAACUUAUGGACAGCAGUGCUGUUCCCGGGACAGCUCUCGGAACUGAGCCUCGACUAGGGGGUCAUUGCCUCAAUAGUUCCCUCUUGGUGACUGGCCAGCCCUGUGGUGACAGGCACCCAGUGCUGGACUUAAGGGGCCACAAGCGAAAGUUGGCCACACCACCUGCUGCCCAGGAGUCAUCCCGCCGGCGGUCCAGGAAGGGUCAUCUGCCAGCCCCCGUGCAGCCGUAUGAACACGGGUAUCCAGUCUCUGGCGGGUUUGCCAUGCCACCCGUCUCCUUAAACCAUAACCUCACCACCCCCUUCACCUCCCAGGCUGGGGAGAACUCCCUGUUUAUGGGCAGUACCCCCUCCUACUACCAGCUGUCCAAUUUGCUGGCAGAUGCCCGCCUGGUGUUUCCAGUGACUACUGACCCUCUGGUGCCAGCAGGCCCCGUCAGUUCCUCUUCCACGGCUACCUCAGUCACUGCCAGCAACCCCUCCUUCAUGCUCAACCCUUCUGUGCCAGGGAUACUACCCAGCUAUUCACUCCCAUUCUCACAGCCACUCCUGUCCGAGCCGAGGAUGUUUGCGCCUUUUCCUUCCCCUGUCUUGCCCAGCAACCUUUCGCGGGGCAUGUCUAUCUAUCCAGGCUACAUGUCCCCACAUGCAGGCUACCCAGCUGGUGGCCUCCUACGGUCCCAGGUGCCUCCAUUUGACUCUCAUGAGGUUGCCGAGGUUGGGUUCAGCUCCAAUGAUGAUGAGGAUAAAGACGAUGAUGUGAUAGAGGUCACUGGGAAAUAGCUAGGGAGCCCCUCCCCACCUCACUUGGGGCCCCCAGCAGGUUGCCCACCAAGCUGAAAGGCAGUGAUUUAGACCUUUUGAGAAUAGGACACUUGGCAGGAGGGAAAAGGAAGAGGACAAAGGAGGGUGGUUGGCCAAAGUGGCAGAGCUCUGUUGCUGUUUAACAAAAGAGGCAAAAAAAAAAAAAAAAAAAAAAAAGUCCAACACAGCAGCAAUAGCGGGAAAUCAGGGACCCAAAACAGGGAUGGAGGGGCAGUGCAGCCUCUUUUCCUUCCUGCCUUGCUUAUGCUGUCUGCUUGCUUGCUCGCCCAUCUGAGUGUAGAAGCGCACAUCCCAUUUCUGUCUUUGGGAACAUUCUUUCCCAAGAGAGCUGCCUUACUAGGUGACUUAGCUUGGCCUGGGGAGGGGAGUGAAGGAAGGGAGAAUGAGUGAGAGAAGGAGGGUGGGUAGGGGGAGCAGACUGUGAUCCCAUGUGAAGUGGGGUCUUUUUAGGGGGUGGGAAGGAAGCUGACCAGGUAUGUGUGUUUGUGAGUGUGUGUGUGUAUGUUUAUUUUGUAUGUGUAUGUAUGGAACAGAGCAGGGGUGAAGGUGGGAGGGGAGGGAGGGAAGAACUAAGAGGGAAACUGAAAAAUGAAUUUAUCUUUCUUUAAAUGGAAGUCAGUUUGGUGGUUCAUGGCACCUAGUGUGAACAUCAGGGUGAGCCCAGAAGAGCCAUGGAAAUAACAAGUUUCCUUCGGGAUGGGUGAAGAGAAGGCCCAGCUAACUCAAGUCCCUGGUAUUCAGAGCCACAUUUGUGUGAGAAUUUGGGGAAAUUCAUGAGAGAAAAUGGGCAUUACCAAUCUAUGUCUCUUAACCCCGGUGGCUAUCUCUGAGCAGCUCUCCCUUUCCAGCUUGGAAGGUUGUCUGUGUGCAGAGGCUGGGAGGGAGAAGCACUGCAGUACGUGAAUGAAAGGUCGCAGAGUUGUGGCUGGAAAAUACAUUUUUCACCAGGGUAGAACUGAGCCCCCAGCUGCCUAUCCUGGUAGUCUUUUCUGUUCCUUUCCUUCCCCUUUAGAGAGCUCCAUGUUAAUUUAUUUCUUAUGGGCAAUUAUUUAUUACUUGGACUUUUCAUGUGUCUUGUUUAUUUGGGGGUGGGGGGAGGUUAGGGGUAAGGAGGGUAGGUGAUAGAAAGGGAAGUUUUAAGAUAUCCCAGACCCUAUAGCCACUGGUGAAAAACAAUCCUGGAUGGAUGGUAAAUUGACCAGGGGAAGAGUUAGGUUUGACCAAGGUUUGGAUUAAACAACUAUAUUUUUGAGAGAUGGCUUUUCAGGAAGAUCAGGGAAUCCUGAGACUGGAUAGUUAGUGGAGGGUGGGACUCAUUCCACAGAAAUCGAAAGUUGUGAUCAUGGAGUUUGCAAUUGGGAAGUAAGAGACCCCAGAUUUGGAGCUGUGUCCUCCUGGGAUGAUGUUAGAUGUUGGCUCUCUAUGCUGAAUAGUGAAGCUGUGGAUAGGCGGUUGCUGGGUUGAGGGACUGUUGAUUUCAUGUUCGAAAAUAUCUUCAGGUGGUCCAUGUAGGCCUGGUGUCUGCUGCCUCCAUCUUUGAAGGAACAUGGAGGAGCCCUUUCUCUGUAGGAGCCCUAAGUCUGGGUUUUAUCUUAAAAGAACACACCAGUCAUUCUGGGUCUCCCCUUAUUGCCAUUGCCAGGGGAGGGUCGUCUAGUCCUUAAGCAUAAACACUGGCUGUCUUCCUACUGGUGUCCCCGCCCCCUCUGUAUCCCCCACCCCAACACUUUGCCAGACAGUUCUUUAUGAUGAACAAACUUUGGCUUUAGAGCUUUACCACUUACCCAUGGCUCCCUCCUUACUGGGCAGGUGGUGUACCUGCCUCUUCCCAGCCCAGAAGGCAGCUUAGUCAGGUCAUCCCAGUAGUAGCUCCUACAGCUCUUCUGACCAGCCCAUUUCCAUCUUUGGAGGGCCUUAGCAGACUCUGGGGUAUUGUCCUCAGAGAAGAGACAAGGAGAUGAUGGAUGGGGUGCAUGUGUAUAUGUGUGUUUGUCUGCUGUCCAAUAACACCAAAAGUGGAACUUAAGAAGCUUUGUGUUUUCAUAAGCACCCUGCCAGACACUUAACUCUUCUACUCAUGGAAGCCUUAGAUCUACAAUUUAGCUAUGCAAAUUAUUUUAAUAAUUUAAAAAUAGCAGUUCCAACCAGUGCUUUCUCUUUCAGAUGCAUCCCAAGAAUGGAUGGUGAAGGGACUCAGUUGGAGUGAGCUCUCAGGUUGAGGCUGGUGCAGUAGGAGUGAGCUAGACUGAAUCUCCAAUUUAUGGGACACACUCAGAACCUGGGUUACACUGAUGCCUCUCAGGCCCUGGAGCACUGGGAUCCCAGAGAUGCAUGUGUGCAUGUGUAUGUCUGUGUGUGUGUGUUGUCGGGAGAAGGGGGUAGUAUUUCUGUGUUCACUUCUAGGAAAUCACUGUACUAGCCUCCAAGAAUCCGGAAACCUUCCCAGCCGGGAACUGAAACCAUUCCCUGGAGGGAUGGGCUUGGCUUUUGAAGUUGACAGAAAGUAAAUGGGUAUUCUGAGAGGCAGCACAUGCCUACUGUCUAUCCAGUGUUCCAGGGACUGGGUCUUGCUUCUACUCAGCAGAGGCCAUCAUUCUGGGAGGCUGACCUGACUAGAGAAGGCUUUCUUUUAUAUGUGCAGUUUCUAUUGUGUAGAGGGGUUGGGGGUGGGAUCAUGGGAAAUUGGAGUGCUACCAGGUCCAUGGUUUUUGCUUUUUUUUUUUUUUUUUUUUUUUUUUUUUUUUUUUAAAGAAAAUAACCUGAAAACACUUCUGACUUUUCCACUGUCUCUUUAUAUGUGCUGAUAGGCAAAUGUGCAUGCACACCAAACAUAAGCAUGUUUGUGAGGGAAGCAGGAAGUAUCUCAGAGCCUAAGAACCAUGUUUUAUAGUUUCUUUGAUCAUAAACACUUGGUGGUGUCUUCCACCCAUUAUCCAGGCCUGAGGGGGGCAGGGUGGCUGGUGAUAAGAGGGAGGGCAGAAAAUCAGGCCUAGGCGUUUUCCCUUACCAUUGUCUUCCAUGGAAUGUUUUCAAGGGCCUCUCAAGCCCCAUUCAUCUGGUUUAGCCAAGUUCUCAGCCUGGGGAACACAGUACUACUUAAUGAUUGAGGUUUACCAUUUAUAGUGAUGCUUGAUUUCCUUUUCUUAAUAUAUUUGUAGAUAAAAAUUGAACAGGGACAAAGUAGCUAUUUAAGAAAGGAAGUGAACCAUGUUGGGUCAUAUCAUUUUCUUUAGAUUGGAUAUCUAUGAAGUCCACACCCCUUUGAGUUAUGCUUUUUAGGCAUCUAUCUCAUCAUCUCCUGAUUUAAGGAUAAUUCUGUCUGGUCCUUGGAGCUCUCUUCCCUAGGAAUUAGUGUGUGGAGUCUCUAUAUGCUUGUGAUCCUUGGAGCUCUCUUCCCUAGGAAUUAGUGUGUGGAGUCUCUAUAUGCUUGUGAUUCACAACUAAAUAUGAAAUUUCUCAAUUCAGGAGCAGGAAGCAAAGUGCUGGGGUACAGUUUUGCAGAUUGGUUGAAACACUUAGCCAAACUUAAGUGGCCUGGGUAGGACCAUCACUCCCAAAGUUGUCAGCAGAGAAGGGCCCUCUGUGUGAGUCUAUUCAAACCUGGCAUUGCUCUGAAAUUGAGUCCUCAUCCCAUGGGGAAGGUCUUCUGGGGGCUUUACAUUCCUUGUUACUAGUGUUCUGGAUAUUACCUUCUGCUUCCCACUUCCUUUUUUUUUUUUUUGAGACAGAGUCUUGCUCUGUCACCCAGGCUUGAGUGCAAUGGUGUGAUCUUGGCUCCGUGCAACCUCCACUCCCGGUUUCAAGCGAUCCUCCUGCCUCAGCCUCCCAAGUAGCUGGGAUUACAGGUGCACACCACCAUGCCCAGCUAAUUUGUAUAUUUUUUAGUAGAGACGGGGUUUCACCACGUUGGCCAGGCUGGCCUUGAACUCCUGACCUCAAGUGAUCCACCCUCCUCGGCCUCCCAGUGAUGGGAUUACAGGCGUGAGCCACUGCUCCUGGCCCCCACUUCCUUUUGAUUUCUCAGAUCAGUCUUUCCCUUCUGAGCCAUGGCCUUCUGUGCACCCAGCUCAGUGGCUCUUCACCCCUAAAACUAAGUGAAGUCAUCCUUCCCCAAAAGGACCCCUGGGAGAUGUUCUGGCCCUCUGCUGACUACUCCCAGGAAUCAGCACCUCAAGGACUAUUUGAGAAUGUUGUGCUCUCUAUUGGUCACCUUGAGACUCCGUUCCCCUGCUGCCAACUCUUCUCUUCUGCCCUGUGUAUUCUGCUGUGAUCCCCUUAACGGCUUUUCUGUGCUACUAGCUUAGCCCUAGGCCUUUUAUGAAUACCUGAGUCUUAUAACAAUGAACUUCUUGAGCAGGCAGUGUCCAACUUCUUUGCUCUUCAGGGACCUGAGUGUGCACCUUUCCCUUUUGCAGGUCUAUUUGACAUAGUAAUCUAGUGUGUUGGGGAGGGGUAGCCAAGCAGGCUGCAGUGUCUGCAAUGCAGAGGGCUUGGGGAGGUUUGGGUACUCUCUGCUGCCACUACUGGGAUGAUAUUCAGAAGAGAGAGGACCUCAUACUGUGACUGGACCCAGGACCCUCCCUGGAAGAGAGCUCAGCCCAGCUGUGUGUGUGUGUGUGUGUGAGUGUGUGUGUGUGUGUUUGUGUGCUGUGCUCAUGUGCACCUGGGUGUAAAAUGACUGUUAUCUGGUUGUGUUACUCAGGGUGGGCUGGGGACUCACCAGAAGAAUCCCCCCCAGCCUGCCCAAGACAGGUUUUUCCCUUGUACCAUCUUCAGAGAGGUCAGGGGAAGAGGGUCCAGGUGGGUUAAGGGGGGUCGCUAUGGAUAACCACUAAGACCAGACUGCUGCCAGGAGGAGUGGGGGAUAAUGAGGUGGCCCCAGGGUCCUGGCACCUGGCUUUGGUUUUCCGUCUUCUUUCCUCAGGACGCCCCUGAGGCCUGGGACCUGUGCCUGGCUUCGAGGAGCAUCUGUGGCUGGGUGAUCCAGCUGCUGGUGUGAUCAUGGGCUUCCCUCCUCUCAGCAGGGCAGGCGCUCCUGCCCCAGAGACUGGGCAACUGGCUGUUUCUAUGACGUAUUUAUUUUUACUUGUGUUUCAUGUCACUUUUUUAAAAAAAAGCAAACAGAACAAUUGUAAGUCAGUAUAACUGCCUAUCAGUUUUCUUUAUUUCUCUUUUUGUAAAAUAAAAUUUAAACUCAA
This is a messenger RNA of Homo sapiens (human), 10005 nucleotides long. It is a transcript of the gene RAD54L2, whose product is annotated as RAD54 like 2. Gene Ontology annotation, molecular function: ATP binding; catalytic activity; ATP hydrolysis activity. Lineage: Eukaryota; Metazoa; Chordata; Mammalia; Primates; Hominidae. Bases 362 to 4765 code for a protein of 1467 amino acids. The record is from RefSeq and is marked validated. The transcript is spliced from 24 exons. Gene Ontology annotation, cellular component: chromosome; nucleus.